AUGAUGCAAAAAAUUGAUAAUUCACUCGCUAUUGGGCAGUCGACAUGUUUUCGUUCUUUGCCUAGCUUCAGGAAGUCGCCUUUUUUAAACGUUGAUGAAGAGGAAAAAAUAGUUCAGACAGCCCGAAACAUUUGUAAAGGUAUCAUAAACAAUCGUAAAGAACUUACGAAAUUGCAGCAAGAUGUUAUUGAUUUAGAAGCGCGUUUUGUAUACUUGAGUGCUUACAAACGCGAUUGCGAUAAAUCUUUAUUUGGGCAGAAAUUGAAUGGCGACAAAUUGUUGGCUUCGCAACAUCCUAAUUAUAUUGAAUCAUCUUUCGGAAAAAUAGCACAGGUGCUGACUGCAAGAAAUAAAAGUGUUUCGCCUUCGAAAGAAGAAAAAAAGUCUUCUAACCUCCAUUCAGAUAUACUUUCAAAAUUGGAAGCACGCCUUUUUGAAGCAACUUUGUCUUCAUUUGCCUCUCAUAAACCGAUAUACUCAAUUCAUGGUGCUACAAUGAUAACCCCACACAAAGAAAUUUCAACUGCAUACUCAGAUAUCACGUCUCAAGAAACAAAUUUCGCGGCCGAUUCAACAGUCUUACCACCUGCUUUAUCAGCUAAAGAAACUUCUAAAACCAUUACUAUUAAAGAAACUCAACAAAAAAUAAAAAAUGAAGGAGUUAAAUCUGCUGAUUCACUCAUAAAGCAGGAGACACCUGAGAACAUUGAUAUUACACAAGUUUCUGUGCCAAUCAGCCAAAUUUCUGCAACGGCUGAAAUGAUGAAAUCCAGUAAAAGUGCUUCACAGAAUAUACAAAUUUCUGCCCAGUUUGAUGAAUGCUCUACUAAAUCAUCAUUCAGUCCAUGUCCUAAUAAAUUGGUAGAUACUAUUAUCAUCUCAAAGGACAUGUCAAACUCAAAAAAAGCUAUUUCGAUUUCAAAUUCUGAUGUAACAGUUUCUUCUUUACCUUCUAAUAUAUUAGCCCAUCAGGCUGAAGAAUCAAAUGAAAAUACCACAUCCACUAGCGUUCAGACAGUUUCGAAGGAUGUUAUUUCUCCAGUUCCAAAUGCCAGUUUAUUCGGAGUUACUAAGAAUAUUGAAAUAUCUGCAACAAUGCCUACAAAGCCUUUGGCCUCAAAUGCCCCAGUAACUUUCUCGUUUUCUCUUCCUAGUGAAAAAACAGCCACAGUUGUUUCAACUUAUUCAACAAAUACAAGUUUGUCUGCAGAUGCGACUACAAAUGACAAAGGGGUGAAAAAGAAUUCGACAGACGCAUCGAAAAAUGUAUUUGGUGUUGGAUUAAACCUAAACUCAUCAUCAUUCGCUUCUUCAGGUCAGUCAAACUCUGUUUUCGAUGCUGCGAAAUUAACAAUUUUUGAUGGCGGGCAAUCCACUGGAUCAAUUUAUGGAGAAAAUCAGUCGCCUGGAUCUACCUUUAGACAAAGUUCUUUUUUUGGUGGUACUGCGUUGACAAAUACAUCUUCAUUGUUUAGCUCGACCAUUGCGAAUUCGCAAAGUGCUAGUAACGUCUUUGGUGGCAAUUCUUCUUUUGCAAACAAUCCUGUUUUUGGUGGUGGCGCAUCAUUUGGUGGCAAAGCGUCAUUCAUAACUGCAGCACCAGUGACCUCAAUGUUUAAUCAAAGCAAAAACCAGUCAUCUGGAUUUGCUGCAUUUGCAAGAAGUGGCAUCUCUGGUUUUGGCUCGCUGGCAGCAAAUCAGCAAUCCAAUCAGUCGUCAGUAUUUAGUGGUAAUACUGGUUUCUCUUCAUUAUCCAAACAAGGCAAUAAUUCUUCGAUAUUUGGUGGUGGUUUGCAGAAUACAAAUAUGAGGUAUUUAACAUCGAAACAAGCAUCGGUUGCAUUGCGUCCGUUUUAUUUUGCUGUUCAUCCGGAUCGUUUUCAUAAUCCUUUAAUAAAAAAUUCGAAUGAAAAAGCAUUGCAGGAAUUUAAUGGUUAUUUAAAUGAUAUUUGUUCACCGAAAUAUUUAUCACCAAAGCCAAUAAAAAUAAUGUUUUAUAUUACCGAUAAAAACAAUAACAGAAACCAGAAAUAUCGAAAAAUUAGUUUAGAAUUAACUGGAAACGAUAUUCGAUCAAUUAUUAUAUCAACAUUACAGAUAUGUGAUUUAUCGACGGAUUAUAUACCACCUCAAAACUGUUUUGAUGGUUUUGAAUUUCGAAAGAAUAGUUUUAUUAAAAUUAAUUUGAAAAGUUCUUUAUUGAAAUGUCGUAGAAAGGCUAUUGAUACGCGAUCAUUUCAUAAGCGAUUUGUUUGUGCCUUAAAGGACGAAAUGGAUAUUUUGAAAAGAAAGUACGAUAUAAAUGAAAUAAGUUGGUGCAUGGAAUGGUCAAUAACUCAUUUAAGGAGGAAUUUGGUCGCUUUCAGUCGUCUCAUGGAUAAUUUACCGCUUAAUGAGGCAUUUAUAGUUAAAGAAAUACUUCGUGGAAGUAUUUUAAGAUUCGGUCGUGGUUCGUAUAUUUGUUGUGAUGGUGGUUUGCAGCUAGGUGUUAAUGAUGUAUUAGAGGAUUGGAGAAAGUUAUGUCUCAGCGCAAAUUCUUUUUGUCAGCAGUUGAAUGAACUGAAAUCAAUUCAGAAAUAUAUCACAGAAUUUCUUGGACAUGCCAAUAUCAUGAUAUCUAAUAAAAUUCCUCUGAUUGAAACUCUUCAUCAUCUUAGAUUUCUGAAUCGACAAAUGUUAUUAUAUGGUGAAAAUCGUAAAAUUGCUACAAAAUCUUUUAAAAUGGUUGUGAUUGAGAUAAUGUCCAUUUAUGAUGAAUUAUCAAUUUCAAAGAAUGGUCACUUAUUGGUCCCAUGUAAUGUUAAUAUCGAUCAUUUGAUAAAAUUUUUGGUGGAAAAUUCUUGCGAAUCGCAAAAGCGACAAAAUUCGUUUCGUUAUGUCGUUGAUGAAGUGAAUAUCCUUUGUAAGCAGUGUAUUGUUGAAUUAAAUAUAGAGGAUAUUGACUGGAAUAAUGAUUUAAAUAUCUAUGAUAUAAAGAAAUGUUUGGAAAAAUUAAAAAAUGUUGAUGACGAAGUUCGUGCGUUAUUAAACGGUUUAUCAAUAUUGUUAUCGAACAAUCAGUCAAUUUAUGUGAUGAAUGAUGGAAAAUUAUCGAUUCCUGUUGAUUAUAUCUAA
Messenger RNA from Dracunculus medinensis (Guinea worm), 3114 nucleotides. NCBI's taxonomy places the organism in Eukaryota, Metazoa, Nematoda, Chromadorea, Rhabditida, Dracunculidae. The record is from the annotation of a GenBank genome assembly.